AUGAGUAUCGGUACGGAAUGGAACGUACAAGAAAUGAAAAAUAGAACGUACAAGAAAUCACAAGUUGUUAUAGCCAAUGACAAAGACGACCUAGAAUACAUGGCACGAAAGCUACAAGAGGAAUAUAGUGUAACAUUCGACAGAACUGCAACCAACAACAGAGAAAUUCAAGCAAGAACAACACAAGCUAGAAGAAUUAUCGGAUGCAUAAAUGAAAUCCUCUGGAGUAGUGAAAUUAGCAAACAAAGGAAAUAUAACGUCUACAACACUUCGGUAAAAAGCAGCCUACUAUACGGAGCAGAGACUUGGCGCAUCACUGAACAGAACAAAAGAAAGCUAGAGGCAGUAGAGAUGGACGCAAUAAAAAGAUCAUUGAGAAUAUCAAGAAAAGAUCGAAUUCAAAACGAGGAAGUACGUAGAAGGAUGGGUAUUGACGGAACACUAUACGACGAUAUUGAAAGGAUGCAAUUGAUCUGGUAUGGCCAUGUUCAAAGAAUGGGAGAAGAAAGACUUCCAAAAAAGAUAAUGAAAUGGGUUCCUCAACAACGCUGUAAACGUGGAAGACCAAAGAAAACCUGGAAGGAAGGAGUGGUGAGAGCCAUGAGUACGAGAGAUCUGAGAGACGGUCAAUGGGACAACAGACGGGAAUGA
Linepithema humile (Argentine ant) is the source of this 651-nucleotide messenger RNA. RefSeq lists its product as uncharacterized. Lineage: Eukaryota; Metazoa; Arthropoda; Insecta; Hymenoptera; Formicidae. The record is from RefSeq and is a predicted model, not a curated record.